This is a messenger RNA of Centruroides sculpturatus (bark scorpion), 867 nucleotides long. RefSeq names its product FMN-dependent NADPH-azoreductase-like. The record is from RefSeq and is a predicted model, not a curated record. The transcript is spliced from 3 exons. The coding region runs from base 125 to 712 and encodes 195 amino acids. Gene Ontology annotation, molecular function: FMN binding; oxidoreductase activity. Gene Ontology annotation, cellular component: cytosol. Lineage: Eukaryota; Metazoa; Arthropoda; Arachnida; Scorpiones; Buthidae.
GUCAGAGUUGGCACUUUGCAGAUUAUGUAAUCGUACCUGUAACAACGUCAGCGAUGUGCCAACGUUGUGUCCAGUCACAUCGUCUCAGCAGUAACAGGCAAAAGUGUGAUUAUAGUCGUAUGAAAUGGGUUACAAGUUAAUUUUGUUUCUAGGUAGUGUGAGAGAGGGGCGUAAUGUUGCACGAAUUGCUCCUUUCAUUAAAAAAAAUCUUGAAGAGCGAGGCCAUAAUAUCACCGUUUUCGAUCCUAUCGAAAUGGAAUUUCCAAUGUUGAAAAAACCAUUGCACUUUUACGCUCCAAACGAGACCCCUCCAGAUUGGUUAGUAAAAUAUAAUAAAAUCGUUGAAGAUGCAGAUGGAUACGUAGCUAUUACGGCCGAAUAUAAUAGAUGUAUUGCUCCUGCAUUAGCCAACAUGAUGGACCAUUUUCCUAUUAAAUCCUUCAAGUGCAAACCAUGCAGCAUUGUCUGUUAUUCAAUGGGUCCUUUCGGCGGAACUCAAGCGGCAAUGCAAUUAAGAUACUUCUUAGGUGAACUAGGAAUGGUGACUCCGCAGUUCAUAUUCGCUACUCCUUUCGUUCAUCAAGCAUUUAAAGAGGACGGCACUCCGCUAACCGAUAAAGCACAGACUGGUGUGGAAAAAUUGGCGAAAGAGUUGGAAUGGUACUGUGCUGCAUUAAAGAGUCACAGAGAUAAAUACGGAUCUGCAGAAUAAUUUGUUUACUUUGUAGUUUGUACUAAGCUUUUCGAUACACGACACGAUUCCAUUGUGAGAUUUGUUGAGAUUAUUCUUUUAAAUUAUCUAAUCUAGAUGAUAGAUGUGAUAUUCUUUUAGAUGAACUUUACUAUUAAAAUAUUAUUUCACAUUUA